Messenger RNA from Mangifera indica (mango), 1485 nucleotides. RefSeq names its product peroxidase 31-like. The transcript has a single exon. Gene Ontology annotation, biological process: response to oxidative stress; hydrogen peroxide catabolic process. Lineage: Eukaryota; Viridiplantae; Streptophyta; Magnoliopsida; Sapindales; Anacardiaceae. The coding region runs from base 141 to 1136 and encodes 331 amino acids. The record is from RefSeq and is a predicted model, not a curated record. Gene Ontology annotation, molecular function: peroxidase activity; heme binding.
AAGACCCCCCACCACUCCCAUUAAAACCUUUUUGCUUUCCAAAACACCCCCCGCCACUCAAGUAUUUAUUACUCUCCCACCAAGUCCACUUUUUAACUCUACCACUAUCUCUCUCUUUAGCGCCAUCAACUCCGCCCAUAAUGGCCAAAGCUCCACCGCAAGCGCCGCUCUCAUUUCUCUACAUCCUCAUAGUCCUUGCAGUCCUUGCCUCUGUCUCAGAAUCAAGACUCAACUAUAACUACUACGCCAAGUCAUGUCCCAGAUUCAGCCAAAUCAUGCAAGACACCAUCACCAACAAGCAAAUCACUAACCCCACCACCGCCGCCGCCACCCUCCGCCUCUUCUUCCACGACUGCUUCUUCAACGGCUGCGACGGCUCCAUCCUCAUUUCCUCCACCUCCUUCAACAAAGCCGAACGUGACGCUGACAUCAACCUCUCCCUACCCGGCGACGCCUUUGAUGUCAUUGUCCGAGCCAAAACCGCCCUUGAACUUGCUUGUCCCAACACAGUAUCUUGCUCCGACAUCCUCGCCGUCGCAACCCGUGAUCUUGUGACGAUGGUGGGCGGCCCGUACUACAAUGUUCUGUUGGGUCGCAAAGAUGGGAGAAUCUCGAAUGCUCAGUAUGUUGAAGGUAAUCUUCCAAGACCAACAAUGCCAAUGUCUCAAGUAAUUGAUCUCUUUGCUAAGAGAAAUUUUACAGUUCAAGAAAUGGUAGCUUUGAGUGGAGCACAUACUAUUGGCUUCUCUCAUUGCACUGAAUUUACUAGUAAUAUUUAUAAUUACAGUAGUGCUCUUCAGUACGACUCUCAUUACAAUCCCAGAUUCGCACAGGCUUUACAGAAAGCCUGUGCAGACUACAAAAAGGAUCCGAGUUUAUCUGUGUUCAAUGAUAUUAUGACUCCGAACAAGUUUGAUAAUUUGUAUUAUCAGAAUCUGCCCAAGGGAUUGGGGCUGUUGGAGACGGAUCAUGGAUUGGUCAAUGAUGCGAGGACGAGGCCUUAUGUCGAAGUGUAUGCAAGGGAUCAAAAUCGGUUUUUUAAGGAUUUUGGUAGAGCAAUGGAAAAGCUUAGUGUUUAUGGGAUCAAGACUGGGAGGAGAGGAGAGAUUAGGCACAGAUGUGAUGCUAUUAACUGAGAAAGUUCCGAUCUUGUGAGGUUGGUUGGUUGUUUUCGUUCUUGUGAUUGUGAUAAUUAAAGUCUAGUGAGGAAUAGAAGAUCAUUUUUGUUUUGAAUUCUUUGUUCUUUCUGGCGGUUCAUCAGGCUCUAAUUUUAUGUAUACAAGCUCAAUGUCUGUAUUAAGUUAUCAUAUGAAGUAUAACUAUACACGUUUAUUAAUUGAUCUUCUGUUUUCUGGGUUUUCUGGCUUCUGUUCUUCCUGUAAUGGCUCAACUGGGUUCCGUUUCAAAUUUUUUAUUGGAGUAAGUGUUUAUGAAUUAAAGUAAUCCUGAAAUGAAUGAAAAGAUAUGCUUUUCUUGUUUUGAUAA